Messenger RNA from Phytomonas sp. EM1, 3147 nucleotides. The record is from the annotation of a GenBank genome assembly. NCBI's taxonomy places the organism in Eukaryota, Euglenozoa, Kinetoplastea, Trypanosomatida, Trypanosomatidae.
AUGUCAUUAAGGGAAGCACUUGCAUCAUACAAGGUGUCAAAUAGCAUGGAGAGAGGGUGUGCCCAGGAGAUUGUAGCGCGACCAAUUUCGUCUAAUUAUUACGUACGCACGAGUUUCUGGCGUCUGUGGGAUCCAAGCCUUGUGAAUGCGUUCGGUGAGUCCUGUAGAAGGGUGCUUUUCACGAACGGUUACCAUGUUUUGUUGUGUCACCGACGGAUAAUUAUUGUAGACAAGAACCAGCAGCCCUUUUCCUUUCCCCCUUUCGGUUGCGCGAUUAAUGAUGCAUAUAUCGAAAGAGUUAGCAGUCGAUCUUUACUUGUAGUAGUUGGCCUGGCAAAGGGUGUUUUCACCGCAUUGAUUCGCCAUGAAGAUCAUCAGUACUAUAUCAGAAAAACAUUUCACACACCCACGAGCACAUCGGUAUCAAGAAUUCAUCGCCUGAAGAAAGAUCUAUUUGGACUUUGUUACGAAAACUGCACUGUGCAAAUUCUGUCUGUUGAGCUGUUCGGUGACGAACUUGAUGUCUCCAUGUGGAAGGGUAUCGAAAACUGGCGUACGAUGGCCUCCAGUCUUUUUUCGAGAAGGACCCAUAGGGACAGUUUUUUCGAUCAAGCCACCGGCUACCUGAUGGUACUUUCUGACCGAGACCUUUCACUAUGGGCAUGUAUCGAAGAGGGAGAAUUUCGCGUUCAAUGCUCGUUGGACUUGAGACAAGAAGCCGUGGCCGUCCUCCCCUGUAAUGCUAAGGGAGCUGUGGCGAUAGUGGUUCUGCGCUCUGGUGACCGUGUGCCUGUAUUGGUACGCGAGGCUUCUAAGAGGCCGCGACUGGGGUUACUAAGUCCGUCCGCGCUUUGCAUGGAGGCCCAGCAAGUGGUGAAGUUACCUGCAAGUAUCAGUGCCAUAAGUGUUUCCCAUGCAUGCACUGGUGCCAACACUAUUAUUAUGUACGAUGAGCUAACGAUGUCACUGAUUACAAUAGUUCAGAAUGUGCAGCCUUUGCCAUUGCAUGAAAAGUCAAAUUUUCGCGCAGAUGUUGUUUCCCAAAUUAGCCUCAAUGAAAAGGCGUGUAGUCUGAGUUUUGAAGGGAAUCCAGGUGCCUCCGAUCGUGGGAUGUUUUGGGUUUAUAACGAUCGCACGUCCAUCAUGAGUCUGAAGAGAGUUUCGUUGAGUAAAUUAAUGAGGGAAAAAUAUUUAGAUUCAAAAAUAGAGGGUGAAAAGUUGCUCGCUAAGCUUAGUCCCGAAUAUUACGCAGAGCUUCUCAUCGAUGCGGCGCUAGGCGGGUUUUCGUUGGAGAGGAUGUCGAGCAGCUUGAAUGCUCUUUUACUUCCUGUUGUAAAGGAUCAUUCAACUCUCCGUGUUUCCCCGGCAGCGAUUGGCUUUACCAACUUUAUAACAACAGAAAUGGACAAGAUGAAUGAGAUUUGCUCUUCCUCGUCUUCGUACUGGGAGCAGGUAAGUGAUAUUAAUCGGUCAAGGCAGCGUCUAUUGCACAGUUGCACUGCGCUUUCCGCAUUUCUUCUUCAGGGUGGUUGGCUAGACUGUGCGACUGAUCACCAUCUCAAAUGGUCCUGCUUUGAGGCCCGUGCCAACCAUCCGAUUACGCAGAGCAUUGCCAUUGAUGCCCAGGCCCAGUAUCUUGGUACCUUAUUAGACCUUGCCAAGCACACGAGCAUUCUCGCGUGGCUCUAUAUGCUUCUUAUUGAGGCUGGCAAGUCCGAGUUGUUCAGCGGCACGCUCUCGCAGGCGCUCCGUGAUAAUGAUCCCAUGGACCUUGAGGUGCGUUAUACAUUCGACUUGCUCUCCUGCGGGGAUCUCAGGAUGACCGAGAAGCUGCUUCAUGAGAUCCAGUUGCUGCCUCCAAAAGCACAACUGGCGGUGCGCAUCCAUUCCUGGGUGCAGCGUGGAAAGCCGGAAGAGGCUCUGAAGGUCGCAAAGGAGCGAAUGCGUGACGUUUUGAAGUUUGUGUUGUUUGAAUAUGUUUGUGAUUUACUUGAAGGUGCAAGCUCGGAGCUUUUGCCGACAACCCACCUCCUACUGGAACACUACCGCUUGGAUCCAUCAGUUACCAACACACUUCUCAAUAAAUUGGAAAGUCUUCCAACGUCUGGAGGUGCCUUAAAGAGAAACUUAAAAUGUAUCUUUGACGCAGACGAUUUACCUCAGCUGUGGGAUGUUGUCUUUGGUUGGAUGGAGCAGCACAAUCUCACCGAUGAGCGUAUUGAAAUCUUUGCCUCAUUAGCUGCGGAGUACCGGAAAGAUAUGAACUUUUCCAGUACCCCGUCAGGACGUUUUUUCUACUGCUGUAGCCAAGAAGCACAGGGUAAUAAUCUUGUUGCCGCAAAGUUGUUUGGUGAGCUUGCCCGUGCACCUUUGGCAGUCCCCUUAUCUGCCCGUCUCGUUUGUAUUGAACAUGCCCUUCAAAAUGCCUCAUCAGAUGCAGAUAAGCUCACGCAGUUCCUUUUACUUCUCCAAAAACAAUUGGUCGAGUUACUGGAGACCCAUUUGAGUAGCUAUACGGGCGAUUUUGUUUGUGCGAGAUCUGUCAUUGAGUCGGACGUGUCCUUGCUUCAGCAGCAUUGCUUAGAGGGAAGGGUUUUAUUUGAGAUUGCUGGCCGCUAUCAUGCGCUGGGCGGGGCCAGUGUAGAGUUAGACAUCCUCAAAAUUAACUCGGGAGCGUCCGAAGAGGUCGUUUCGCGCGCUCUCAUUGGCAUGGUUACAUUUCUGAAAGCGGCAGGGCUAAACGCUGAGGAAUCAGCUAAACGGGUAUUGCACGAGUACCUACCGUAUUUUCAAGAAAGUUUCCCAGUUUAUCCGAUUAUACUUUUUCUUUCUUUUGACGGAAAGGGAGUUGAAGAAAUUGUGAAUACGCUGCUUGCAAAUGAAGUACCUCCUAUUUCUAUUUUCGGCGCGUUAUCACGGUUGGUGCAUGACUAUGGGAGCACAAGCUUUUCGCUCAGCAAUACUGUACAGGUACUGAUUUCGAUCAUCAAGCGGAUGCCCAAGGAAGAGCGCUCGGUCUGUAUUCUACAUCUUUUACAGUGUAUACGUGGCAUCUUAGCUAGGGAGGACCGUGCGGUUGGUUUAACCUCAUCUGAUGUGGUUGCGCUAAAGACGGCCGAAGAGACACUGAAGAAUAUGUCACAAUAG